Molecule: messenger RNA, 1611 nt
Organism: Parastagonospora nodorum SN15
Lineage: Eukaryota; Fungi; Ascomycota; Dothideomycetes; Pleosporales; Phaeosphaeriaceae
Exons: 3
Coding region: 1-1611 (536 amino acids)
Molecular function (GO): FAD binding
Source: RefSeq, a predicted model, not a curated record
AUGCCAAAGACGGAUGUUCUCAUUGCGGGCUCGGGGUCCGCAGGUGUUUUUGCUGCGACUUGGCUGGCAAUAUACAACAUUCCCUUUACAAUUCUCGAAAAACGCGCGGGCCCGUUGGACGUGGGACAGGCAGAUGGCGUGCAAGUCCGGACUGUAGAGAUUUACGAGUCAUUUGGCCUGUCUGAAGACCUACUCAGAGAAGCGUAUCACGUCCUCGAAGUGUGCUUCUGGGGCAACGACGAAGGCAAAGAUGAAAUCAAACGAAAGAGCAGGACCCUCGACACAGAAAAAGGAUUAAGCCAUCUCCCGCACGUCAUCCUCAACCAAGCCCGCAUGAACGGCCUGAUGCUUGCCAAAAUGUCCACCAUCCUCAAAUCCAAAAACGCGCUUGACAAAGGCAAGAUUGAAUACGGCUGGACCACCAAAUCCGUCUCCGUUGACACCUCCAACUCCGAUUACCCUUGCACCGUGACAGCAGUCAAAGACGGCGUAGAGCAAACCUGGCACGCAAAGUACGUCCUCGGCUGCGACGGUGCGCACUCGACCAUCCGCCACUCCCUCUCUAUCCCCAUGCUCGGCGACACCACCGACACCGUCUGGGGCGUCAUGGACAUCUUCCCCCUCACGACUUUCCCCGACAUACGCCGGAAAUGCACCAUCCACUCCCCGCACGGCAACAUCGUCAUCAUACCGCGCGAGGGCGGCGAGAUGGUGCGGUUUUACAUACAACUUCCGCCUGGUACGAAGCCCAAGGAGGUCCGACUGGAGGACAUUCAGACGCAGGCCAGGCGGAUAUUUACCCCCUAUCAGAUGGAUUUCGCGCAUGUAUUUUGGUGGAGCGCGUACUCCAUCGGCCAACGCCUCGCGCAAUCCUUCCACGCCUCCCACCGCGUGUUCCUCACUGGCGACGCGGCGCAUACACAUUCGCCCAAAGCCGGACAGGGCAUGAACGUCAGUCUCCAGGACGGGUAUAACAUCGGGUGGAAACUCGGCAGUGUCUUGUCCGGCCUUUCGCCACCUAGUUUGCUCGAAACAUACGUCAGUGAGAGGAGUAAGACGGCGGCGGAUCUUAUUGCGUUUGAUCGCGAGUUGACAGCGCUGUUUAAUCGUAAAGAGGAGAGGGAGGGCGAGUUUGCGGAGUAUUUUCGCAAGAGUGGGAGGUAUAUGGCGGGGUUUACGGCGCGGUAUGCAGAUUCUGUCAUCACGGAUGGGGAAGCGGGGAAGGAGGUGGCGGAUGGGAUUAAAGUGGGCAUGAGGUUUCCCAGCGCCCAGGUUAUCAGGUUUUGUGAUUGCAAGGCGGUGCAGUUGCAAAGUGUGCUUAGGAGCGAUGGAAGAUGGAGGGCUGUGGUUUUCGCAGGCGAUGUUAAUGACCCGGGGCAUCAGGGUCGAUUGAGAAAGCUCUCAACCUCCCUCUCUUCCCUCGCUCGUCUUUACACAUCCCCCAAGUCAGAUAUCGACAGCGUCAUCGAACCCAUCCUCGUCCUCAGCAGCAAAUUCCUCAACGUAGAGCAGGAAAGCAUACCAGAUUACUUCUGGCCAAAGAGUGGGAAGUACGGGAUUAGAGGCUGUUUGAUCGCGCAGAACACCAAGACCAACGGCGUGUCGGCGUGA